AUGUCUAAACCGGUAAUUUUCACUAUGAAAGAAUUUGUCAAUUCGGAAAUUGCUAAAAUAACUGCGGAGCAUGAAAAAAUCAUUUUGGGAUGGAAAAACGUUGAAUUAACAGAAGAAAACACAACACAUCUCUAUAACCUUUUCAAAAAGUGCAAAAAACCAGAGAUACGGAUUUUUGAAGAUAAUAAUUUUUUGGGUGAUGCUGAAACAGUGGAGACCUACGAGUUGAUUACCAAAAAAUUAGUACGAGUAGAUAAGAAGAGCAACGAGUCAGAGAUCGGCAAAGGACAAGUGGAGACCAACAAACCAACAAAGAGCCAGUGUAAGAAGAAACAGAAGAAGAAAAAAGGCGCUGAGAGCUCUACAUCUACUUUGAAUUCAGCCAAUGAACCUGAAGCCAAAGCUGAAUGCACUGCCCUCAUCUCAAAUAAUCGUGCAAACUCGGAAAAUACAAAUGAAACUACUGAUGAAAAACAAGACGAAGCUUCCCAUUCUUCACCUCCACCAAAUGCAGAUGAGGUCAUUUUCAAAGCUCCAUUAAUCCCAAAAUCAAAAAGCGGCAAAAAAUCGAGAGAUGAAAUCGAAGAAUACGCCGAACACCAUUCUGAGGAAAUGUGCUCAAUCACAACAUAUCUUUCAGAAAUUUCCCCGGUUUCCACUGGUACUGAGAAUCCUGAGCCCAAAAAGAAAAUCAAAAAUCCGUUCGACAAUGACGAUUUGUUCAUUGAGCCACUUUUAAGCAGCACUCCUAACACAAAACCGACUGAAGAAGAAGAGGAGCUCAUGGUAGCAUUAGGCAAUAAGUAUAUCAGUCAGGAGUCAACUAAACUGAGAAACAGUUUACGAAGAUUAGCAAGUGAUAUUUCAACGGAAGAAGAGCUGAUAAGAACUCGGAUGGAAUCGGGAGAGUCUGCAACUGUGCAUGACAGUGUAUUGCAGGAUUUCAUCAGUAGAGCUAAUACAGUUCUGAAAGAAACAGAAGCAGUUACUGUACGAAAGAUAGCGGAGGCUGAGACCAAGAAGUUUUUAGCAUCAAUAAAUGUCCCUGCUGGUGAUACUCUGGAAACAAUUUCAAAUGAACUGAUGCAUGACAUUUGGCCGAAGUCGAACAGAUGGAGAAGUUUCGCUCGGGUUGAAAAUUAUAUACCUGUUACACUCGACGAGGAAGAACUGAAAAAUAGGAAGAAACAGGAAGAACUGGUUGAACGAGAUGUGAAAACUGCCAUCAAAUCGGCGGGCGAGUCGUUGAACAAGCGACAAAUUUCUCAGAUAAGGAAAGCAGCGGUUACUUACCGGGAAUUUGAUGCCAAGGAAGAAAAAGAACUGGAGUACCGGAACAGCAACACUUUGAAACUUGUUCAACUGGUAUCUGAAUAUGAAGUCGUUCACAAAAUGGAUGAGUUCAUUCUACUCCGACUUGGCAUUGCGUUCUGUACAAAACGUCGCGAUUACUAUCUCAGGGUUCGCCCACCAAACUUCAUGCAAUUUUCGUACAUGUACAUUUUCUUUUUGGAGAAAAUCAAUUCGGAUUCUGCUUCAUUGUGUGCGUGUCUAAAUUACCUAUGCAACAAUAGCACGGAUUUUCUAGAAAUUGAGGAGGUGCUCCUAAACCUGUUUCACGAAGAUUAUUUUCUCGAGAUGGACUUAUAA
Caenorhabditis remanei is the source of this 1650-nucleotide messenger RNA. RefSeq lists its product as uncharacterized. Bases 1 to 1650 code for a protein of 549 amino acids. The transcript is spliced from 11 exons. The record is from RefSeq and is a predicted model, not a curated record. NCBI's taxonomy places the organism in Eukaryota, Metazoa, Nematoda, Chromadorea, Rhabditida, Rhabditidae.